Messenger RNA from Scylla paramamosain (green mud crab), 2988 nucleotides. RefSeq names its product DNA replication licensing factor mcm2-like (gene Mcm2). Gene Ontology annotation, cellular component: MCM complex; nucleus. Gene Ontology annotation, molecular function: 3'-5' DNA helicase activity; single-stranded DNA binding; single-stranded DNA helicase activity. The record is from RefSeq and is a predicted model, not a curated record. Lineage: Eukaryota; Metazoa; Arthropoda; Malacostraca; Decapoda; Portunidae. Gene Ontology annotation, biological process: double-strand break repair via break-induced replication; DNA replication; mitotic DNA replication initiation.
CUUCCCGCCCUUCCUCGUCAACAAUGUUUCCCGCGCUUUUCAGCAUCUCACAGUGGGGGAAGGAAGCGCGUUCUCCUGUUGAUUCUGACAAGAGACAAUACAGUGUUUAACCAUGUCUGAGCAACCUACUUCCCCAUCCGCUGCCAUUAGCUCUCCUGAGCCUACGACCCCUAGCAGGUCAAGUCAAAGACGCAGGCGAUCGUCUCGGGGUUCUAAUGUGGAUCCAGUAACAUCCUCCCCUGGUCGUGACCUGCCAGCAUUUGAAGAUGAGAGUGAUCUGAUUGGGAAUGAUGCACCUGUGGAAGAAGAGGAGGAUGGAGAAGAACUUUUUGGAGAUAACAUGGAAAAUGACUACCGACACAUUCCUGAGCUGGAUGUGUAUGAUCGUGAUAACCUGGAUGAUUCCGAGUACUCUGUACUGAGUGAAGGAGAUAGGGUGGCUGCUGAGGCUCACAUGAGAAAGCGAGACCGUGAAGAGGGACGUGCUACAGGUGGAAUGCGCAGAGGAUUCCUCUAUGAUGAGAGUGAUGAUGAAGAGGAUCGGCCAUCCAGAAAACGGCGCCUAGCUGAGAGAGCUGUGGAGGGGGAAGCUGCAGAGGAUGAAGAGAUGAUUGAAUCCAUUGAGAACUUAGAAGAUUUGAAAGGACAUACUGUACGAGAGUGGGUGUCCAAGCUGGGGCCGCGAACUGAAGUAUACAACCGUUUCAAGAAUUUCCUGCGCACUUAUGUCAAUGAUAAGGGAAAUAACCUUUACAAGGAUAAAAUUCGUCAAAUGUGCGAAGAAAACAAAUCCUCCUUUGAUGUGGAUUACAAUAUACUUGCUGCGGAGGAGCAAGUACUUGCUUUCUUUUUGCCUGAGGCUCCAACGGAAAUGUUGGAGAUCAUGGACUCAGCAGCCAAGGAUGUCACGCUCUCCAUGUUUCCCCAGUAUGAGAGGAUUACCAGAGAGAUUCAUGUCAGGAUCACAGACCUUCCCCUGAUUGAAGAGCUCCGUUCUUUGAGGCAGUUGCAUUUAAAUCAGCUGAUUCGUACAUCUGGUGUUGUCACAGCCACAACGACCAUACUUCCCCAGCUCUCAAUUGUGAAAUAUGAUUGUAACAAGUGUUCCUUUGUGCUAGGACCUUAUGUUCAGUCACAGUCAACAGAAGUCAAGCCUGGGUCCUGCCCAGAAUGCUUGAGCAAGGGUCCUUUUACGAUCAAUAUGGAACAGACUGUUUACCAAAAUUACCAGAGAAUUACUCUUCAGGAAUCCCCUGGAAAGGUAACGGCUGGUCGACUUCCACGCUCCAAGGACAUCAUUCUUCUUGGGGAUUUGUGUGACAUGUGUAAGCCUGGUGAUGAAAUAGAGGUAACAGGCGUGUACAGUAACAACUAUGAUGGCUCCUUGAACACCAACCAAGGUUUUCCAGUGUUUGCAACAAUUAUUAUGGCCAAUCAUAUAGCCAAGAAGGACAAUACCAAUGCUGUGAAAGGUCUCACAGAUGAAGAUAUCAAGUCCAUUGUAAGCCUUAGCAAGGACCAGAGAAUUGCUGAAAGAAUUGUUUCUUCUGUGGCCCCCUCCAUUUAUGGACAUGAGGACAUCAAAAGGGCCCUUGCACUCUCUCUCUUUGGCGGAGAAACAAAAAAUCCUGGAGAGAAGCACAAGGUUCGUGGUGACAUCAACGUCUUACUGUGUGGUGAUCCAGGAACGGCUAAGUCACAGUUCCUCAAAUAUGUUGAGAAGAUUGCUCCUCGUGCAGUGUUUACCACUGGUCAGGGUGCAAGUGCUGUGGGUCUGACGGCCUACGUGCAGCGGUCACCUGUGACCCGGGAGUGGACCUUGGAGGCAGGAGCGUUGGUCCUGGCUGACAAGGGUAUUUGUCUUAUUGAUGAGUUUGACAAGAUGAAUGAUGCUGACCGUACCAGCAUACAUGAAGCUAUGGAACAACAGAGCAUCUCCAUCUCCAAGGCUGGCAUUGUCACCUCCCUGCAAGCCCGCUGUGCUGUGAUGGCUGCAGCAAAUCCUAUUGGAGGCAGAUAUGAUCCUUCAAUGACUUUUGCUGAAAAUGUUGAUCUGUCGGAGCCCAUUCUUUCCCGUUUUGACAUCUUGUGUGUAGUGCGGGACAUCGUGGACCCUCUCCAGGAUGAACACUUGGCACGCUUUGUAGUUGGUUCACACGUUCGCCAUCACCCACUGGCUACUGCUGCUGAUGUUGCUGCUUUUCCAACGGAGGGUGCAGUGACUGGUGGAGCUAAUUUGGCUGGGGUAGAGAAGAUCCCACAGGACCUAUUGAGGAAAUACAUCAUAUAUGCUAGAGAGAAGGUUCAUCCCAAGUUGCAUCAGAUGGACCAGGACAAGGUUGCAAAAAUGUAUUCAGAGCUGAGGCGAGAGUCUAUGUCUACAGGAAGUAUUCCCAUCACUGUACGUCAUAUUGAAAGCAUGAUCCGUAUGGCUGAGGCUCAUGCCCGCAUGCACCUCCGAGAUCAUGUCCAUGAGGAUGAUGUCAACAUGGCUAUCAGAGUGAUGCUGGAAUCUUUCAUUGACACUCAGAAGUUCUCAGUCACUCGUACUAUGAAGAAGAACUUUGCAAGAUACUUGUCCUACAAACGUGACAACAAUGAGUUGCUCUUCUUCCUGCUGCGGCAACUGGUGCAUGAGCAGACCACUUACAUGCGCUCCCGUUAUGGCCCUGACCACGAUGUUGUCCAAGUCUCAGAAAAGGACCUCUUGGAUAGGGCACGGCAGAUAAAUAUUGUGAAUCUUCAGCCAUUCUUUGAGAGUGACAUCUUCAAAUGCAACAGCUUCACUCAUGCCAAAAGGAAGAUCAUUGUGCAGGCAUUCUAAAUGAUUGCCUUGAACAAUGGGUACAGGAAUGACAUAGUAUUAUUUUUUUGUACAUUUUUAUCAUAAUCAUGAUUGUAAAUGAUCUGACAGUUUUGUGGUUGUUUGCAAUUACUUGUAUAGAUUUUGAUGUAUUUUUAAGAGCUUUUCAUAAAUUUAAUCUGUAA